Molecule: messenger RNA, 1175 nt
Organism: Oryza sativa Japonica Group (Japanese rice)
Lineage: Eukaryota; Viridiplantae; Streptophyta; Magnoliopsida; Poales; Poaceae
Product: fruit bromelain
Cellular component (GO): lysosome
Molecular function (GO): cysteine-type endopeptidase activity
Source: RefSeq, a predicted model, not a curated record
GCAUCAUAAAGCAGCACGUACGCACUAAGUACACUUAACAUAAUCUAAUCAAAAUGGCUUCUUCUAAGCCUAGUUACUACCUAAGCCUUCUCUUCUCCAUCGCUUGCCUCCUCUCGCUGCUCCCACUCUCGGCGGCGAACCCGUCGCCGUCGCCGCCGCCGCCAUGCGAGAAGUCCGACAAGGAGAUGAGGUUCUUGUUCUCGCGGUGGAUGGCCCAGUACGGGAAGGCGUACUCGUGGCCGAUCGAGCACGAGAAGCGGUACCAGAUAUGGAAGGACAACUCCAACUUCAUCGGCUCGUUCCGGAGCGAGACGGAGAUCUCCUCCGGCGUCGGCGCGUUCGCGCCGCAGACCGUCACGGACUCCUUCGUCGGCAUGAACAGGUUCGGCGACCUCACCCCGGGCGAGUUCGCCGAGCAGUUCACCGGGUUCAACGCCACCGGCGGGCUGCUCCACGCCGCCCCGCCGCCGUGCCCGAUCCCGCCCGACUCGUGGCUGCCGUGCUGCGUCGACUGGCGCUCCAGCGGCGCCGUCACCGGCGUCAAGUUCCAGCGCUCCUGCGCGUCGUGCUGGGCGUUCGCGGCGGCGGCGGCCAUCGAGGGGCUGAACAAGAUCAGGACCGGCGAGCUGGUGUCGCUGUCGGAGCAGGUGAUGGUGGACUGCGACACCGGGAGCAGCGGCUGCAGCGGCGGCCGGGCCGACACGGCGCUCGGCCUGGUGGCCGCCCGCGGCGGCGUCGCGUCGGAGGAGGAGUACCCGUACACCGGCGUCAGGGGCGGCUGCGACGUGGGGAAGCUGCUGUCCGGCCACUCGGCGUCGCUGUCGGGGUUCCGCGCCGUGCCGCCCAACGACGAGCGGCAGCUGGCGCUGGCGGUGGCGCGGCAGCCGGUGACGGCGUACAUCGACGCCGGGGCGCGCGAGUUCAUGUUCUACAAGGGCGGCGUGUACCGGGGGCCCUGCUCCGCCGAGAGGGUGAACCACGCCGUCGCCAUCGUCGGCUACUGCGAGGGCUUCGGCGGCGACAAGUACUGGAUCGCCAAGAACUCGUGGGGCAGCGACUGGGGCGAGCAGGGCUACGUCUACCUCGCCAAGGACGUGUGGUGGCCGCAGGGCACCUGCGGCCUCGCCACCUCGCCCUUCUACCCGACGGCCUGACGCCGCCGCCGCCGUCGCCGG